Oldenlandia corymbosa var. corymbosa is the source of this 2037-nucleotide messenger RNA. NCBI's taxonomy places the organism in Eukaryota, Viridiplantae, Streptophyta, Magnoliopsida, Gentianales, Rubiaceae. The record is from the annotation of a GenBank genome assembly.
GAGACUCUUUGUUAGCUAGCUCUAUAUCUAUUGGCUGGCUACUAAUCUUACAGUAUUACUACUGUUCAUUUACUGAAGUACGUCGAUUUCAACAUUAAUAUCCAGUGAUCAGUAGUGUUGAGCUUCUUAGACAGAAAACUUUUGGGAUGGGGAAGAUUGGAGGGGGUUCAUGGUUGAGAAAAGUUAAAAGGGCUUUCGGAUCUCCUGCUAAAGCCAAAGAUGGAGAGAACAGCUGUAAGAGAAGAGAAGAGGCAGAGGAAGAAGAAGAACAAAAGAAGAGGGGGAAAAGGAGAUGGAUAUUUGGGAAGCAGCAGUUAUCAUGCGAAACAACGAUGCACCACAACGAAGCAAGACCUGGUACUACUACUAGUACUACUAUAGUACCCAUAUUUGCCCAAAAUGAAGAAAGCAGUAACUUGUUUGAAGGAAGGAGGACAUUGAAGGAUGUCAUUUCUGACCAACAAUGUUCAUCAUCAUCAGCUUCUGCUCUCGCAUUGGCAAUGGCAACAAAAAUGGCCGCCGAGGCAGCAGCUGUGACUGCUCAGGCAGCCGCGGAGAUCAUUAGGCUUGCGAGACCUGAUGCGUUUCGAGGUACAGGACAGGAGGAGAAACAACACCGUGCUGCGGUCAAAAUUCAAACAGCCUUCAGAGGGUAUUUGGCAAGGAGAGCUCUUCGGGCACUGAAGGGGCUAGUAAAGCUGCAAGCCUUAGUGAGAGGACACAAUGUGAGAAAACGAGCCAAAAUGACACUUCAAUGCAUGCAGUCUCUCAUUCGUCUGCAAGAUCAAGCCUGUGACCAGAGAAAGAGGCUCUCCCUUGAAGGAUGUACCAACAUCAGCGUAAUAAUGUCCGGAAAAUCAUACAGUUCAGACACUGAUUACUACUAUGAUGAUGAUCAUGACCAAUACAUACCAAAAUCACAGCAUAAUGUGAAGAUCUAUCAGCACCAGCUUCAGAUGCCAAAACAUUUGGCUUCCAAACCGCCCCAGAUGUCUCUCUAUCAAGCAUUCUCUCAAUCUGAUCAUCAGAUGUGGAAAGAAGGCGAAUUACAAAAUUCACACUGCAAAAAGUAUGAAGAACAAAAGCAGCAAGAGAAAGAUAUCACCAAAAGGAGAGCCUCAAUUGACCAUAAAGAGUCCAUAAAAAUUGUGGAAAUCGACACAAUCCAACCUCACACUUGUAGCAGCACAUCACAAUUACCAGCUCAGAACCAUCUCCAGGAAUAUCAUCGUCAACCCGGAAGAAGAAGGUCCUCCGGCGCCUCAUACAACACCGUGGUUUCUUCUUCUUCCACUGCCUCUUCUCCUCUUCAUCACAGGUUCCAAGACUUAUCCAUUCAACAACACCCACCGUUGUUCUCACCAGGCAGACUAAAACCCGUCGAAACGCCGGCGGGCAGAGCAACAAGUGAUUCCUCUGGCUGUAAUAACUCUGUUCCGAAACCUCAACCGGCAUACAUGGCAGCCACAGUAUCAGCACAUGCUCGAGCACGGUCACUCAGCACCCCUAGGCAAAAGGGUUUAGCUCAGGGUGAAAAGAAAGGGAUGAUGGCCAAGAAGCGUUUAUCUUUCUCCGGGGAAGAAGACGCAUUGGCGGCCCACAGUGAUGGGGAAUUAAUAAGCAGGAGGGUCAACUGUCUGCUUGAGAAUUCGUUCCAGAGCCCUGCCCGCCGCCUGCAGAAACAGAGCUGUUUUCAAGGGAAAAAUGAUCGUAAUCACAAUGCAUUUCCCCGGUGAAAGAAACAAACAUCUUUGUAAGAGUCGGCUCAUUAAUUGGGAUUCUUUCAUCAGGAAUUUCUUUCUACCAAAUGAAACUUGGAGAACAGAGAGGAAUGUGACUCAGAUAGUAUAAUAAUGGGCUUUAGGCCUCAUAUUAUUCAGGGCUUCGUAUUUUCAGAAUUUUAUUUACUAUAGUUAUUUUCUUGCAUUAUUUUAUAAUAAUUGUUGAAAUGAUAAUUAAAAAACUAUCAUUACAUAAAUAUUUUGACAUGCAAAGUAUCUUAUAUUUUAAUUAUCUCAUAAAAUUAUUUGUACCGAA